This is a messenger RNA of Ichthyophthirius multifiliis, 1662 nucleotides long. RefSeq lists its product as hypothetical. Lineage: Eukaryota; Ciliophora; Oligohymenophorea; Hymenostomatida. Gene Ontology annotation, cellular component: spliceosomal complex; cytoplasm. Gene Ontology annotation, molecular function: protein binding. The record is from RefSeq and is a predicted model, not a curated record. Gene Ontology annotation, biological process: mRNA cis splicing, via spliceosome. The transcript has 3 exons.
AUGAAAGAAAAACACAAUAAAUCCCGAUCUCGUUCCCGUUCUCAUUCCAAUGAUAUAAAGCAGGCUGAAGAGUUAUCAUUAACUUACAAAAUUCGAUAAAAAAUAAUUUAAAAAGAACUCGGUUAUACUAACGAAGAAAAUCCUUUUGGUGACCGAAACAUUAAUGAGACAAUCCUUUGGGGAAAAUCUAAAUAAAAAACUUAAAACCUUAAAACCGAAUCUGAAAUAUUUUAAGACAUCCAAAAAGUUAAACAAAACCGUCUCUAAAGGUAAUAAGAUAAAUAAAGAUUAGAAGAAGAACGCUAAAACUAAAUAAAAGAACGUGAAUAUGAAACAUAUAUGCAAUGGAAGCAAAAAGAGGAAUCUUUUCAUAAAUUUCAAUCCAAAAUAAGGGCUUUAGUAAGAAUAACAUAAGGCAAGGAAGAAUUCGUUGAUAAAAUAUCUAAAAUAUAUUACAUAUAUAAAUAAAAAAUAGCUUUUAAUCCACAUUUAGAACCCUUAAUGAUGGAUCUUAUAUCUCAAAUAAAAAUCUAAGAGACUACUAUUUUACAGAAGCUUCAUGAAUUAUCCAAAAACUGUUAGCUUGAGGAAGAUUUUCCAGCCGAAAACGAACUAGAAAAUUUAAAUUAAUUCUGGGUUAAUAUGUAGCAUGUAACUUAUUUUUUUUUGGAAGAAAAACAUAAACAAUUCGAAGAAUUCUAAAACGAAAUUUAAUCCAUUUUUAUAAAUAAAAAACUCCCAGAACUUUCUGAAUUAGAAAAAACUAUUAACUCUACACUAAAAAAUCCUUCUCUAGAUAAAACAGAUUAACUUUAUUGGUAAAAUGUUUAAGAUAGACUCCUUUUAUAUAAAGCCUCUUUAAUAUUUUAAGCCUUAUAUAAUUAAUUUUUUUCAUAAACAACUUCUUUCUCACCUGAAUAAUCCCAUAGUGACUCUAAAAAUGCAUUUAAGGAACUUAAACCAUAAGAAAAUGAAGUAGUAAUAUUACCCGAACACGCUUGUUCUCCAAUUCUAAUUCCUUUUGGUGAUUAAAGGGAAAAAUUAGCUAUUUAAAUCGAAAAAAUAGAAGAUAUUCGUGAAAUAUUUUUCAAUAAAAUUUAUAAGAAAGCCCUAAAUGCCCUCGAAAGUAAAAAAGUAAAAAACUCUCAUUUUGUAAUUGAAAAAUAAACUGAAAAAGAAGAAGUGGACCAAGUUACAUAAAAACUAUUAGAAAUUGAAAAAAAAAAACCAAUGGAAGAAGGAGAAGAAGCUUUUGAUGAAUAAUUUUAAGUUUAAAAUAAUUAUGAUUGGCAAGAUUAAUGUAAAUCAAAAAAACCAAAAUUUUUUAAUAGAGUUAAAUGGGGAUUCGAUUGGAACAAAUAUAAUUAAAUGCAUUUUGAUACAGAUAAUACACCUCCUAAAUAUAUUUAAGGGUAUAAAUUUAAUAUUUUUUAUCCAGAACUUAUAGAAAAAGAUAAAACGCCAGAAUAUUCUCUAGAAGUAGCAGAAGAUCCUGCUUAUUGUAUUAUUAAAUUUACUGCAGGACCACCUUAUGAAGAUAUUGCAUUUAAAAUAGUAAAUAGAGAGUGGGAUUAUUCAGAUAAAAAAGGAUUUAAAUGUUUUUUCGCUAGGGAAGCUUUAACAUUGCAUUUUAAUUUUAAAAGAAAUAAAUAUAGAAGGUGA